This is a messenger RNA of Styela clava, 1438 nucleotides long. RefSeq lists its product as uncharacterized. The record is from RefSeq and is a predicted model, not a curated record. Gene Ontology annotation, cellular component: extracellular region. Gene Ontology annotation, molecular function: cytokine activity. Lineage: Eukaryota; Metazoa; Chordata; Ascidiacea; Stolidobranchia; Styelidae.
AUCAAAAUCAAAUAGAAUCAAAAUGAAUACAGUAAAGGUACUUGGACUGGUUUUAGCGUUUGCUCUAUGUUAUGAAUGCAUUCCCAUUCAACUAGAGGAAAUCGGUGAAGAUAUUGAAGAUCAUCCUAUUGAGUGUCAAAAUAUAGCCGGAAAGGAUAAUAUGGACACAUAUCAUAAAAGGCAAGAUUGUGAAAUUGUUUUUCGCAACGAAUACGUGAAAUGGUCCGAGAAAAUGCUUGCCGACGAGAGUUUUGUUAAAGAUUUAGAAGUUCUAAACAUCACUGAAGAUAACUCAAAUCAAUCAGAAGGAGGUAUUUCCAGACCGAAGCGAAGUGCCGGGUCAAACGAAUGCCCCGUUUUCAACGAGGAAUACUUGAAAAACAACAAAGCAUGGAAGCAAAGAAGCAUUUCUCCGUGGACGUUUUUCAUCACUUACAAAGCAAACAGAGUUCCACAAAGAAUGGUUGAUACGCGUUGUUUAUGUGAUGGAUGUAUUGAUAUUAGAACAUUAACAGAAGAUGUCGACAAUUUAAUCAGUGUUCGUUUGCCACUGACGGUUCCCGUUACGAAAAAUUCCAAACUGACGACGGAAGAAGUUCAUCUAGGAUGUACUUGCGCCGUUGCCAUAACAGAAGAUGCCUAGACCUGGAACGUUAAUCGAUUCUAUCAUCAUUCUAAUUUAUUAAUCUUUAUAUUCAAAAUGUUAAUUUAUUUUUUUAUCAAUCAAUAUUUUAUAUUUUUACAAUAAUAUAACUUUUUAUGUGCAAAAUAAGUAUAUUUUAUUCGCACACACUGUUCACAAAUGCCCGAUGGGUCGUUAAUUUAUGCAAAUUUAUAUAUUUUUUGUAACAAUACGAAAAUCUGUGUUUUGUCACACUAUUUUGCUACAUAUAUAAUAUAGUUUCAUGCACUUAAUUUAUCUGUUUUCCUAAAUUAGGUUUUAAUGUCAGGGGGUAUAAACGCAGUUGGACACCGCAUUGAAAAAUGAAGACUUUUAUUAGCUAUAGCCAGUGACAUGUUAUGAAAUGACUGAUACUGUUCAUUUAGAAAUUAUGACUAAUUCACAGUUGAAUAUGUUAUGGGAUACUUGGGAUUGGGUCAUGGUAUUUUGCGCUGUUGUUUCGGGCAGCACUAGAUUCAAGUUCCCAUCCCUUUUUCCCUCCUCAAGAGACAAUUGUAGAAUUUUCAUUGCGUUUGUUUAUAUUUAACAAAAGACACGGAGCUGUAUAAAUUUUGAACUCUCAUUUUUUUUUUAAUUAUUUAAUAAUGUCACCCGGUGCUUUAUCAACCUUUAGUAUUUCUAUGAUUGUUUAAAAAAAUUAUUAAUUGCUAUAUUUAAUAUAAUUUAUCAGUAGAUAUUUAUUCCGUAUGAGUAUACUUUAUACAGCUUUUAAUUUAAUUUAUGCGACUCAAAUUAUAAUAUUGUUUCGUGACACGU